Messenger RNA from Notothenia coriiceps (black rockcod), 1212 nucleotides. Its product is annotated as mitogen-activated protein kinase 11-like. Gene Ontology annotation, biological process: protein phosphorylation. The annotation marks the transcript as partial. NCBI's taxonomy places the organism in Eukaryota, Metazoa, Chordata, Actinopteri, Perciformes, Nototheniidae. Gene Ontology annotation, molecular function: MAP kinase activity; ATP binding. The record is from RefSeq and is a predicted model, not a curated record. The transcript has 11 exons.
AUGGAGGUGGUGGGGACCCCGACCCCCGACCUGUUAAAAAAGAUCUGCUCUGAACAUGCACAGAAGUACAUCCAGUCUCUGCCCUUCAUGCCCCAGCAGGACCUGGAAAAGAUAUUUAGAGGGGCCAAUCCAUUAGCUGUGGAUCUCCUGAAGCGUAUGCUGGUUCUGGACUGUGAUGGGAGGAUCUCGGCCAGUGAGGCUCUGUCCCACCCUUACUUCUCACAGUACCACGAUCCCGACGACGAGCCAGAUGCCCCCCCGUACGACCAAACGCUGGAGAGUAAAGACCGAACUCUGGAAGAAUGGAAAGGACGUAUACAUGACGUCGAAGAGGUCGCCAACGCCCGAUUUGCCCGACAGAGCACACCUGUCUGGGAUAGCCACCGGAACGCACACCGCCUCAAAAAACCAAACCCAAUAGAUUACGCAAAUCAGGCACUCACGCAGAGCAACGCCCCCGGAACCAAGCGACACGGCAACAGGUCCCGACACCACCAGACUCCCGGUCCGUCCGACAACAACCUAAUUCAGGAUAUUUCGGCGUAUGACGUGGUCCUGCGGCAGAAGGUUGCAGUGAAGAAACUAUCAAGGCCUUUCCAGUCUCUGAUCCACAGCCGCCGCUCGUACCGGGAACUCAGGCUGCUCAAGCACAUGAAACACGAGAAUGUAAUCGGGCUGCUGGAUGUCUUCACACCUGCUGCAACGUUAGAGGACUUCAAUGAACUCUACCUGGUGACUAACCUGAUGGGUGCAGACCUCAACAACAUCGUGAAAUUUCAGAGGCUGUCAGACGAACACGUGCAGUUCUUGAUUUACCAGCUUCUGCGCGGCCUCAAGUACAUCCAUUCAGCGGGGUUGAUCCACAGAGACUUAAAGCCGAGUAAUGUGGCAGUAAAUGAGGACUGUGAGCUGAGGAUCCUGGACUUUGGAUUGGCCAGACAGACAGACGAUGAGAUGACAGGGUAUGUGGCGACUCGCUGGUAUCGAGCGCCGGAGAUCAUGCUCAACUGGAUGCACUACAAUCAGAAUGUUGAUAUUUGGUCAGUGGGAUGCAUAAUGGGUGAGCUACUGAAGGGAAAAGUCCUAUUUCCUGGCACUGACUGUAUCCUUAUCAGCGUGGCAAGAGUCUUCUGCAAUAUGCAGGUUCCCCCCCUCUUAGGCCACGUCCACACGGAGACGACACGGGUUGUAUCCGCUACAGUUCUCUAUCGU